Molecule: messenger RNA, 8985 nt
Organism: Orcinus orca (killer whale)
Lineage: Eukaryota; Metazoa; Chordata; Mammalia; Artiodactyla; Delphinidae
Gene: SLC30A10
Product: solute carrier family 30 member 10
Exons: 4
Coding region: 3146-4414 (422 amino acids)
Biological process (GO): manganese ion transport; intracellular zinc ion homeostasis; zinc ion transmembrane transport
Cellular component (GO): membrane
Molecular function (GO): zinc ion transmembrane transporter activity
Source: RefSeq, a predicted model, not a curated record
UCCAAGUUUCCUUCCUUUUUAAGAUGGAAUAAUAUUCCAUUGUAUGUAUAGAUCACAUUUUGUUUAUCCUUUCUUCUGUCAAUGGAUACUUGGGUUUAUUCCGUCUCUUGGCUGUUGAGAAUAGUGCUGCUGUGAACAUGGGUGUACAAAUAUCCCUUUGAGACUCUGCUUUCAAUUCUUUGGAAUAUAUGCCCAGAAGUAGGAUUACUGGAUCAUAUGACACUUCUAUUUUCAAUUUUUUGAGGAAUUGCCGUACCAUCCAUAGUGGCUGCGCCAUUUAAAAACUCAGUCAUUUUUGAACAAGGGAUCCUGCACUGCCAUUGUACUAGAACCAUGAGUUAUAUAGCCGGUUCUGCCCGAAUGUUCCCACUUCCUACCCGGUCUAAGUCACCCAUAUUUCCUUUAGAUUAUUGCCAACAGCCCCCUAACUGGUAUCUCUGCCCCAUGUAAUCUCAACAUGGGAUCCAAUUAUUCUUUUAAAACAUAAAUUAGAUCUUGUCAUUCUUCUCCAUAAUCUCCCGUCUCAGGACCCCACAUGAUCUGCCCCCUCCCUCCAUCACCUCCCUGACUUCAUAUUCUAUUUCUCUCCCUCAGUCACUCCUCCUCAACCAUGCUGAACUCUUUGGGUGGUCCUUUAAUUUCCUAUGCCCAUUGCUUCCUCUGCCUAGAAAGAUCUCCUUCAGAUGUCUUCAUGGCCCAGUUUCUUACCUCCUUUACUCAAAGAACAUCUCAGUAAAUACUUCCCUGACCACUUUAUUUAAAAUUACAACCUCACCCCUUUGCCAACACUCUAUCCCUCUUCUGUGCUUCAUUUGUCUCCAUCAUUUUUUAUUACCAGCUGACAUUCAAUAUGUUUUAUGAUCUAUUUUGUUCAUUAUCUGUGUCUUCCCCCAUUAGAAUGUAAGCUUCAUGACGUCAGGGAUUUUUCUCUGUUUUGGUCACUGCUGUCUCCCCAGAGACUAGAACUGUGUCUGACAUGUAGGAACUCAGUAUUUGUUGCAUGAAUGGAUGAACGAGAUAGUGCAAUAAUUUUUACAACCUGGUUGUAUUAGAAGUCUCACUGUUAGAAUAUCAACUGAAUUGGAGAUUAUUUAUGAAAUGCUAAAGAAAUUAUUAAGGCUACAUCUAAAGUAUCAGGUUUUAGUCAAAGUCAGUGUGUUAGUCUAAGUUCUCCAGAUAAAUAGAACCAAUUGGAUGUGUAUAUAAAUAUAGACUUAUUAAAAGGAAUUGGCUCACGUGAUUAUGAAGGCUGAGAAGGUCCCAAGAUCUACAUGGUGAGCAGGAGACUCAGGAGAACCAAUGGUGUAGUUCUAGCCCACAGGCUUGAGACAUAGGAAGAGCUGAUCUUUUGGUUUGAGCCUGAAGGUAAGAAAAAGCCAAUGUCCCAGCUUGAAGGCAGUCAGUAGGAGGACUCCUCCCUUACUUGCAGGAGGGUCAGCUAGUUUGUUUUGUUCAAGCCUUCAACUGAUUGGAGGAGGCCCACUGACAUUAAGGAUGACAAUCUGUUUUACUCAGUCUACUGACUCAAAUGUUAAUCUCAUCCAAAAACACCCUCACAGACACACUCACAAUAAUGUUUGACCAGGUGUCUGGGCACCUGGAAGCUCAGUGAAUUUGACAUAUAAAAUUAACCGUCAGGGAUUUUUCUGUAAACCUACAUUGUUGGAAAUGCCUCAUAGAUUAACUGUGUGGUUUCCUUUACUCGUAGAACUACCUGUUAGAUCUGUGGGAAAGAACUACAGGACAGAGCUGCCAAGUAAACUAUGAAAAACCUAACAGUCAAACUUUUUAUCUUAGGUAUUGGCAUAUCCCAAUGAUCUGUACUGUUCUAGAGUGUGAUGGCUUAGGAGUGAAUAUGAUUUGAACCUAAUACAUUUUUAGAGGGUGUCAAAUUCAGAACCAUGCAGAUCCAUCUUCUGACCCUAAACAUGGUCCUAAAGUAAAUCGCUUGAGGAAAUUGGAUCCCAAAGAUUACAGGUGGAGAAUUUUGAAGUGUGUCCAUAUUUCACUGGAGAUCAAAGAAGCCUAACUAAAAGAAUUGUGGGCUGACUUACAUGAUAACUUCUUUUUGAAAGGACUAUUUUAUCUUGAAGAUUAUGAGUUUGGAGGAACUAAGGUGAUUGGCAGUGGAAAGAAUCAGAACAUGUGAAAUUCCUUAAAAAUUUGUUGACUUAAAUAAUUUUGUCUGUGUUACACAUAAUUAAAAAAACCUUUUAAAAAAAUUAACCAUCAUAAUCAGACUUCAAAUUCAGAAAAUAUUGGGAAUAGUAAUUUCACUGUAUUUCUUUAAAGGAUUGACUGUAGGCAGUCUACUCAAAACAAUAGAGGCUGCUACUGUUUUAGAUAUUCGGGAACUGGUAAACCUUUAAGGGUUAUAAGUGACAGAUGAUAAGAUUAAAAACAAAAAAAUUUCCUUGCAUCAGUUAAAUCAAGUAAUUAGAAUUUGGCCUUCUUCCUGAAACUAACUGUGGUUAUAUCUUUAGCUCCUCCAGUUUAAAGGUAUUAUAACUUUUCUGAACAUGAGGAAUGUUUUUCUUGUCUUAUUUAUAGAGAACGUUUGGAAGUAGGGUGCUUGUUUAUUCCAGAUCUGGGCAAGGCAGUAGAAAAAAAAUCACCCUAGCUUCUCCUUUGUCUUUCACUUACUGUAGCUCUAAUGUCUGGAUUAGUGACCCUAGAAUAUUCCCUGUUCCAUGCAGUAAACAGAAUUCGAAACCAUUUACACACCAGGUCAACAAGAUACGAUUGUUUAUCUCAGAUACCGGAGCACUUAUUGCAAACAUGGAGCGUGGGAUCUGAGAAGGCCACAGCUACGUGUGAGUUUCUGCGUGAUUCAGACACAGAGGGUCUUAACUUCUGUAACGAUACACAAAAACAAAUAAACAAAAGAAAGCCCUCAAGUUCAUAUCUGGAAGUCAGUGUCAUCGUUACAGUAAGUCCCCGCUCACGUGAUAUCUCUUGCUUAAUUGCCCUUUAAACUGUUUUAUGGCUUUAUAGCAGCUCAUAAAAGAUGAUUUUCAAAUAUGACAGGCGCUGAAAGGCUGAAGGGGAGAGUUAUCCAGGAACUGCAAUCACUACAUCUGUAGCUGCUCCCCUAAGAGCUAAGCCUUCCCAGGAAAGGGUGAGGGACAGUCCAGAGCAGAGCGCCAUGGGGCGAUACUCAGGGAGAAGCUUCCGUUUAAUCCUCAUGUGCGUUGUGAGCACCCUCCUUUUCGUGAUGGAGCUGGUGACCUCCCACAUAGGCAACUCCCUCUCGUUGGCCUCCGAUGCUUUUGCCGUCCUUUCCCACUUGGUCUCCAUGAUCAUUGGUCUUUUGGGCAUAAGGGCCAGCAGUAUAAAACAGCACCGGAAGAGCACGUUUGGCUUUCUUCGGGCAGAUGUCGUGGGAGCAUUUGGCAACUCCAUUUUUGCUGUGGCCCUGAUGUUCAGCAUCCUGGUUGAAGCUGUCAAAAGGUAUAUUGAUCCCCAGAAGACAGAGGCUCCACUGCUGGUUCUCAGUGCUGGAGUCAUAGGGCUGCUGUUCAAUGUUCUUAACUAUGUCAUCUUCUCGGACUGCUGUUACUGCGUGGCACCAGGGCCCCAGGGAGACGCUGAAACAGGUGAUUCCCUGACUACGCAGAAUGAACCAGAAGAGGCUAUGAAAAAGGAGAAGAAGUCCGAAGCCCUGAAUAUCAGAGGGGUACUUUUACAUGUGAUGGGAGAUGCCCUGGGGUCGGUGGUUGUGGUGAUUACGGCCAUCAUAUUCUACGUGCUUCCCCUGAAGCAUGAGGACCCAUGUAACUGGCAGUGCUACAUUGACCCCAGCCUGACUGUCAUCAUGGUCAUCAUUAUUUUGUCAUCUGCCUUCCCACUCAUCAAGGAGACUGCUGCCAUUCUGCUGCAGAUGGUCCCCAAAGGCAUCAACAUGGAAGAGCUGAUGAGUAAACUCUCUGCUGUGCCCGGAAUUAGCAGUGUCCAUGAAGUUCACAUCUGGGAACUUAUAAGUGGGAAGAUCAUUGCCACUCUGCACAUCAAGUAUCAGCAGGAUGGGGAAGAUCAGGAUGCCAGUACAAAAAUUCGAGAAAUCUUCCACAACACGGGAAUCCACAAUGUGACCAUCCAGUUUGAGAAGGUGGACCUGAAGGGGCCCCUGGGGCAGAAGGACUUGCAGCUGCUCUGCAGCUCACCCUGCAUCUCCAAGGGCUGCACCAAGCAGCUGUGCUGUCCCCCCGGGGCACUGCCUCUGGCCCAUGUCAAUGGCUGUGCCGAGCACAAUGGCUGUCCCCCACUGGACUUGUCCCGGAGUGAUGGCCUUGGGAGACGACAAACAGCAGAAGUGGCUCUUGAAGUAUCUUUGGAAGGUUGUCUGAGUGACCAUGGACAAGCUCUUAGCAAAUCUCAGGAGGACUCACGUUAUGUCAACAGCACACAUUUUUAGUUUGGUGCCCUCAUCAGUAAGCUGUAUAGGCGAGGCACUUUGGAACCACUAGCUGGGCUUGUGGGAAGAGAUUUGUGGGUCAUAGACUCUGAUCACACUCACAGUGUGCACACACUCUGUGUUCAAUGAGGGUUUUGGCUGUUUGGGAUGUUAGUUGAACUUGUCUGUUAAUUUUUAUGUGACCGAGAACCCUUUUACAUUAUCCUGGGUGUUUCAUGCUGCUCUUCAACAGUUUUGUGUGAACAUUUAUUUUCCGAAGCAAAUGCACUAGUAUACAUAUCAGGGACAUUGAAGGCUGGAACUCAAUAAUUGUGGACACAGGAUUCAAAGUAGUUUUUGUUUGGAAUUGCUUAGAACAGCCAGCUGACUCUCAGGUGAGCUCAUAGCCAAGCACAUCAAACAAAAACUUAAGAACCAUAAUAGCUAUAUUCUUUUCUGUUCCACUGGGAGAUCAUAAAAGAGGAAAGUUAAGUAGUCCUAUAACUGCAGAAAUUUUUUUCUUUGACUAAAUUUUGAAUAAACGUAAAACGAAUACCUAGUAAGGUAGAAAAUAUUCUCAGAACAUUAGAGGAUGUCAGGUUUAUUGGGGGUGGGGAAAGGCAGGAAGAAAAUGCAUUUUGAUGAUUUCUUCAUUUUGAGAGGUAGAGAGAAAAAGACUUUCUGCUGUGAACUGAACUACAGCUAUAGGAUGCUUCAAAUGUUCAAAUACAUAAGAUGCUUUUUUUUUCACUUGGAAGUGUGGGAAUAUUUCUACUCCUUUAAGUAUGACACAGUACCUAUAUACUGUCUUUUAGAGUCAGUCUGGUUAGGACUGUUUUCAUUUAUUGCUUAUUAAUGAUUUACUUAUUUGCCCAAAUUUCCCUUCAGUCUUCUUUUAUAUGAUCACACUGAUCUGUGUAGCAUUUACCAGGAGAAAAUGAGUAUUCUCGGGAUAGGAGAAUAUAUGGCAUUGAGUAUGCAUUCUUGCCCAAAAGAUAAGCCUGAUUGACUUUCCUUUAAUUAGACAUAUUUUAAGGUAUUUACUAUAGUUGCCAACUAGUAAUUUGAUGGAAAAGUGUAUGUCCAAGGGAGAAAUGAGAAUUAAUUAAAUUGCUGCCUUUAAUGUGUUUCAAGGAGCUUACCUUUUUCUUUUAUGUCUCUUGACCCAUAUUAUCAAGUUCAUACAUCUAUUAGAAUCUGAUUUUCGUUCCAUGUACUGGAGAAACAUCUGACAUGAAUUUAACAAACUGUUUAGGCAGCAAUAUUUUCACCAGAACAGUCUCAAAAUAAGUAUAAGAAAACGGGAGGUGCCUCGCUAAAGAACUAGAAUUUUUUUUUUUUUUUUUGCGGUACCCGGGCCUCUCACUGUUGUGGCCUCUCCCGUUGCGGAGCGCAGGCUCAGCGGCCAUGGCUCACGGGCCCAGCCGCUCCGCGGCAUGUGGGAUCUUCCCGGACUGGGGCACGAACCCGUGUCCCCUGCAUCGGCAGGCGGACUCUCAACCACUGCUGCCACCAGGGAAGCCCUAGAAUCUUUUUUGAUGGGUUGCAAAAUUGACUGAAAAAGAUCAUCCCUCAGGCUGUAAGCAUUGAGUCUGUGCAGUUUAGAAUCUUCACAGUUCUCAUCAGAAAUGCUGGAUUGGGAACAGAAAAACACCCACAUUUUUCAACACAAACACCAUUUAAAAAACUGUGUCUUAGUUUUAAAUUCUAAGGCUGAAAUAAAGAAGCAACUGUGAUCAGUAGAAUAGGAAAAUUUUUAUUCCUUGAAAAUUUAUUAUCCGAGUUUAAAUUGGCCAUGAAUUAGGUAAAUAGAAAAAUGCCUAAAUAUGUUUUUAUCCCUAGGAGUUUAUUAAGCAUAUAUACUUAAUAGUAUUAUGUAGUAUGUACUAUAGCUAUUAUAUAGUAUGUACUUAAUAGCUAAAAUGGGGGUAGAUAUAAGGCAACAGUUUUACUUUUAAUAUUAAAAGCAUGGCAUGUACUCACACAAAACAGAGGAUUCUCUGUGAAACUCACCACAGUAAACUGUGGACCAAAUUCUCUUGUAUAAAUGUUGGUUGAGAUACACUGAUUGGAGCCAAAGAAGAAAUGCCUCUCACUUCCAGAUUUGAAGGUCUAUUUGAUGUCAUAUCAUUCUGCUUUUAUUAAAAGGGAAAAAUUAUAAUUUUAUAGUUUUUGUGCAGCUGGGUAAAGGAAUCCAUAUUAGUUUACAUCCAAAUAAUGUUCUUUAAUUAAUCUCUAAAGUAUUUUUCUGGAAAGGAAAAGGCUCUUAAUUCCAACAUAAUUAAAUCUAACCUCAGAAAAUUACCUCGAUGGACAUUUACAAACAUACCAAAUUAUGGAGUGCAGUUAAUGUGAAAUAGUACCUUUUGAAGACAGUUGGGCUCGGUGUGUUUAAGAAUGUCCAAACAAGCUAAUUAAGUGCAAUAUUUUUCUAUCGGGUUAGGUGCUUGCAUUUGCCACUCAGGCACUGUGAUGCCUGCUGUAUGGUGUUUUUACUUGGGUUUUACUCUCCCUUUAGUUGCCCUGCAUUUUAAUUCUCCCAAGGAAACAUAAAAAUUUUCUUUUUUCCUUUGAAUGGGCCCUGCAAAGUGGCAGUGGUGCCUAAACAACACUGUUGUUUUUCCUGAGAUUACAAAAAUACUGCUACUCAGUUUCGCGUUCCUGUGUGCAUAGGUUAGUUCCAGAAAAUUCUCUUUUUUUUUUUUAGGAACUGAAAAUAAGUUUUUAAGAGUCUAGGGAAUCCUCUGGGUGUCAGAUCAGGACCAGCCAUCAGGUGUUCUAACCUGGGGAUGAGGGAUAGCUUCCUAUUUCUGUGGAAAGAGUCCUUUCCGCAUUAUUUCAGCACCAGCUAUAGGAAAAACUAAGUCUACUUUUAUUUUCUAACUUUCAACUCUGUUUGUGAAAAUAGAGGUUACGUUUUUUAUCAUGAUAUUUGUCCAUUAUGAAUACCCGUGGGGCUACCAGGUUCCAUUGUUGACAGAAAAAAAUAUUAUCCUUUUAAUAUUUUGAUCAAUAAAAUAGGGAGACAUUGAGGAAGAAUUUAGAAUACUCUCCACGUUUAGUUACUUUUUUUCCUUCUUUCUUUCUUUUUUUUUUUUUUUUUUUGCCACCAGCUGGCCAAACUCUAGUGGAGGUAAAUCAGGAACUUCAAAGUUCAGUAGGAAUGGGUGCUUUGAAUGUCAAAGAAAUCACUGGGGUAGAUUUUGGAUUGUAAUAAACUGCCUUUUGAGGUAGCAAGAGCUUUUGCUAUGCUUCUUCAAUCUCCUUGUCCUUGACAUUUGAACUGGAUAACUCCUUGUUGUGUGGGGCUGUCUUGGCCUUGUAGGAUUUUUAGCAACAUCUCUUGGCUUCUACCCCCUAGAUGCCAGUAGCAUCCCCUCAAGUUGUGACAACCAACAAUGUCCCCAGACAUUGCCACAGGUCCCCGGGGGAGCAGAAUAGCCCCUAGUUCUGAGCCAAGGACCUACGGGUCCUUGAGGGAUAUUAUUGAUGAAAGCCCUUCCAGGGCCCAAUAAUCCUUUUAAUAUAAUCACUCUGCAGAAUUUGCUCUUUAAAAAAAUAUUUUUAAAGGCUAGAUAAAACUAUUUAUAAAAAUACAGUCGUCUUUAGAAGGGGUUACAUCAGCACAAUUGAUUCUUGGAGUUAAGGUGUUUAAUUUCCUACCAAUUUUAAACUUGAUGAUAUUUUUUUGUUACUGGUUUCUGACAAACAGCGCAUCUUAGUGCUAUGACAAAUUCGGAUGUUAAAAACAUUUUUUUAUUGUUCAUGACUCACUUAAUCCUUUGCCAAAUCAUAUCCAUUUUUUUCCAAGAGUACAACAGACAUUUCCUGUUUUUAAAUUACCCCGCGUGUAAUGUAUCUUCACACUCUUGCAAUUAAAGAUCGCAAAAAAGACUGGUUUAAAAAAAACGACGAAACUCAACCUAAUUUGGGUUUCUAAUUUAGGCUGAGUAAGCAUGCCUAUUGUAUAGCCCUUGUCGUUCACUUGAUAAAUUGUCACCUAUUUGUGCUUCUGAGUGUAUUCAUAUGUGAUUAGCCACAGGAAUAAAACAGGAAUGAAGCUGUUGAAUCGGGGAAGUAGCUGCUCAAAUGGAACUUGCAUCAGACCCUCAUCCUCACUGUGAUCUCAAUGUUCUUAUGAAUUUGGAGUUUAGCUAAUGAAAAUGUGCAUCUUUUUCUGGAACUUUUCAGGUGUUUCAUUCGGGACUUUUUUGUUUACGUGGAACUUUCUUGCUUAUUGCUAGAUGGAUCAGUGGGCUCCUCUUGGUACAAAGCCAGGCCAGAGACACUGAACCUCCUCUGGAUUCUGAUGGGAAUAAUCUGGAGAGGAUGAUGAUUUUCAAGGGAGAAUAACCCCUUCCUGGAGGUCUGAAAUUAUGUUACAGUAUUGUGGAGUUUUGUUGCUUCAAGUCUUCCUUCUGUCCUCACAGGUGAUUUUGCCAAAGUAUAAUUGUCACAUUUGGGGGAAUUAUUAAAACUCUAAGACACAGAGUUUCAAUAACUUAUCGCUAAUUGCAUGUGAAGUCCCCCAGUGAUGUAUGCACAGACGCAUACCUUUAAAAGUGAAGAUGUUCAAUGGUGCUAUCAAUAAA